Molecule: messenger RNA, 642 nt
Organism: Camelina sativa (false flax)
Lineage: Eukaryota; Viridiplantae; Streptophyta; Magnoliopsida; Brassicales; Brassicaceae
Source: RefSeq, a predicted model, not a curated record
AUGUCCAAUGUUACCAAGCUUACUGCUUCCAACUACUUGAUGUGGAACCGUCAAGUUCGUGCUCUGCUUGCUGGUUAUGGUCUUGCGGGGUACCUCGAUGGCACCACCGUUGCUCCGAACGCCACCGUGCGUCAAAGUGCAACCUCUAUUCCUAAUCCAGAGUAUAACCUUUGGGAAAGGCAAGAUCAACUCAUUGUUGCUAGCCUUCUCGGUGCGAUCUCGAUCGAAAUUCAACCCAUGCUCUCCAAGGCUUCCACGUCAGCCGAGAUCUGGAGUCUUCUUUCCUCUGCGUAUGCUAAACCAACGUGGGGACACAUAAAACAACUUCCGGAACAGACCAACAAAUGGCGGAAAGGUUCUCCCAUAGUUGAAGAAUACGUUCAGGGUUUGGUUGUUCGGUUUGAUCAACUUGCUACGCUUGAUAAGCCGUAUGAACAUGAAGAACAAAUAGAGUUUCUGCUGGGAGGUCUUCCAGAGGAUUACAAGCCUCUUAUUGACCAGAUCGACGGCCGCGACACGCCUCCUUCCAUGCCUGCCAUUCAUGAGAAGAUCAUUAAUUAUGAGCUGAAGUUUCAGACGCAAGUUUCCACAUCGUAUGUUGUUCCAGUUACGGCGAAUGCUGUGUUUCACAAACCCUCAUAA